AUGGCAGAUAUCGAUGCGGCCAAUGCCACUUUGGCAGUCCAACUUGAGCUACAGGAUCUAGAAACGUCCCUGACGACAAUUCCCAGCAAUGAAGAGAAGGCUCGAAUCCGCGACCGCGUCGCUACCCUUCACUUCCAACUUGAAGAACUUGCGAUAUUCGAUACCCAACAAGCAAACGUGAGACUACAGCAGAGCAUCUACCGAGCUAUGCUCUCAGACUUCCCGGAAGUUGACAGAAUACUCGGACAAGAAACGCAUGCCACGAACGGUAAUCAAGAUCAACAAUCCGAACAGAGAGACAACAACUCAGCCACCAGAGUCGUGGGCAAAGAUGGAUACUACGAGGACCCCCGAAUUCAACCCGAUGGAAGUACUAGUCUAGAAGCAUACGUACAUGAUCUUGAGGCUGACGAAGUUCAUUCAUCGGCAGAGUGCUACGCUUGCAUGGGAAAUAUCCCGUAUUCUCAACUCAUCAGUCAUGAAGAGUGCGAGCAUCUCUGGUGCCGUCCGUGUCUGUUGGAACGUUUCGAGUUGGUUUUGAAGAACGAGAGCCAAUAUCCUGUCCGAUGCUGCCGGAGACUUCCCAUUAUCUCCCAUCAAAAUCCCACCAUUGUGCGACUUCUCGGAGAGGAAACAGUCGCCAAGCUGGAGUUGAAGAUCAAGGAAUAUACCACAACCGAUCGGACGUACUGCCACGACCCUAGUUGCUCGACAUUCAUUGACCCAGACACGUUCGCAGACAGAAUGGCCACUUGCCCCUCGUGCGAGAAACACACCUGUGUGAUGUGCAAAGCCGAGUUUCACACCUUCCCCACCUGCAACGAAUCCCAGGAUAGGGCCUUCAACGACUGGGUGUCACUGUGGAACGGAAUUCUGCUACAAUUGCAAUGGCUCGCUGGAAAACUUGUCAAUGCCAGCAAUGGCGUGAAGAUCGGCUCCUCCAGCGGGCUGAAGCCAUCGCCGAACUCCAGGAUCGGUUUGCCGAUGUGCAACAAAUUAUCGCAGAAAUCGUGGGCCGGGCAGAGGAUGAGUGCCGUCACGACAACUGGACCAGGGUCGGGGUGUACUCCAGUGAUGAUGACCGUUGCUCGGACUGUGGCUGGCACGCUGAUCAAUUUCUAUGGGAAUAGCACUACGACGAGAGUCUCCGAGAACAAGCAAUUCCGAGUCGCAGGAGACAACGGAGGCUGGAUGUCUUCCAACACCCCCACAUCAUGCUACGGGAUCUCGGUGCGACAAGAAGACCGAAUAGUGAACUUGACUCCAGAGUUUGGUUAG
Molecule: messenger RNA, 1278 nt
Organism: Fonsecaea nubica
Lineage: Eukaryota; Fungi; Ascomycota; Eurotiomycetes; Chaetothyriales; Herpotrichiellaceae
Product: methylenetetrahydrofolate dehydrogenase (NADP+)
Exons: 3
Coding region: 1-1278 (425 amino acids)
Molecular function (GO): zinc ion binding
Source: RefSeq, a predicted model, not a curated record